This is a messenger RNA of Guyanagaster necrorhizus, 2805 nucleotides long. Its product is annotated as Adaptor protein complex AP-2 alpha subunit. NCBI's taxonomy places the organism in Eukaryota, Fungi, Basidiomycota, Agaricomycetes, Agaricales, Physalacriaceae. Gene Ontology annotation, molecular function: clathrin-cargo adaptor activity. The record is from RefSeq and is a predicted model, not a curated record. The coding region runs from base 1 to 2805 and encodes 934 amino acids. Gene Ontology annotation, biological process: clathrin-dependent endocytosis; intracellular protein transport. The transcript has 11 exons. Gene Ontology annotation, cellular component: membrane coat; AP-2 adaptor complex.
AUGGCGACUAGUAUGCGUGGGCUGACGCAGUUCAUUGCAGACAUUCGUGGCGCCAGAGUUAGAGACUUGGAAGAGAAGCGGAUAAACAAGGAGAUGGCCAACAUCAGAAAGAGAUUCAAAGAAGGAAACCUGGAUGGAUACCAGAAGAAGAAAUAUGUCGCCAAGAUCAUCUUUACCUACAUUCUCGGUUAUAAAGUCGACGUUGGGCACAUGGAGGCUGUUAAUCUGAUAUCCAGCUCGAAGUACAGCGAGAAACAGAUAGGUUACUUGGCUGUUACCCUUCUCAUGCAUGAGAACUCGGAUUUCCUGCGACUAGUUGUGAAUUCAAUAAGGAAAGACUUGCACGGCAACAACGAAAUUGACAACUGUCUGGCCUUACAUGCUAUCGCCAAUGUUGGUGGAAGUGAGAUGGCAGAGGCCCUGUCUGUGGACGUGCAUCGGCUUCUAAUAUCACUGACAUCACAAUGUUUCGUUAAGAAAAAAGCGGCAUUAACGUUGCUUCGACUAUAUCGUAAACAUCCUGACGUUAUACCUGCCGCAGAGUGGGCACUACGAAUCGUCUCAAUUAUGGACGACGACGAUUUGGGCGUUGUCAUCUGCGUUACAAGUUUGGUCAUGGCAAUGGCACAAGAUCAUCUAGAUGCUUUCGCAGUAUGUUAUACGAAAGCCGUUGAUAGGUUGCAACGGCUUGUCAUUGAACGCGAAUAUUCAGCAACCUAUGCCUAUUACAAGGUACCCUCACCGUGGCUGCAAGUCAAGCUACUUCGUCUUCUGCAGUACUAUCCGCCUUCCGAGGACCCUGCUAUACGGUCCGUACUCCAUCAAGUACUGCAGACGAUUAUGAACAACAGCGCGGAGCCUUCGCGCAAUGUUCAACAUAACAAUGCCCAGCAUGCUGUCCUGUUUGAAGCCAUUGGUCUAGCAAUUCACCUUGAUACGAACUCGCCUCUCGUCGGCACAGCUGCUGUCCUUCUUGCACGAUUUAUAUCAUCGAAGGAGACCAAUGUCAGGUAUCUUGGCCUCGACACGAUGGCACAUCUCGCCGCUCGUGCGGAUUCAUUGGAACCGAUCAAGAAGCACCAAGGGACAAUCAUUCUGUCCUUGCGGGACAAGGAUAUAUCCGUUCGGCGUCGAGCAUUAGACCUUCUCUACAGUAUGUGUGACUUGGACAAUUCUGAGCUCAUCGUUGGGGAGCUUCUGCGGUAUCUCAAAGUCGCUGACUAUGCUCUCCGCGAAGAAAUGGUUUUGAAAAUCGCUAUACUUACUGAAAAGUAUGCUAGCUCGUACAAGUGGUAUGUCGAUACCAUUCUGCGACUGAUCAGUGCCGCUGGAGAUCAUGUUGGUGAUGAGGUUUGGUAUCGAGUGGUUCAAAUUAUCACAAACACGGAGGACCUGCAAGAAUAUGCUGCCAAAGUAAUAUUCGCUCACCUGAAGUCCCCCUCCACUCACGAAAGCUUGGUCAAAGUAGGAGGCUAUAUCCUGGGUGAAUAUGGUCAUCUGAUUGCGAAUGAACCUGGGUACAGUCCCAUCGAACAGUUCCAGGUCCUUCAUUCGAAAUCGCAAUUCUGCGUUGCCGCUACACGUUCUCUCCUCCUGUCCACAUACAUCAAAUGGGUCAACGUCUUCCCUGAGAUUAAGCCUCAGCUUUUGACCAUCUUUGACCGUUAUCGUCAUGUUCUCGAUGCGGAGUUGCAGCAACGCGCAUGCGAGUUCUACGCAUUAGCGUCGAGACCCGAAGACGAUGAACUUUUACAGAAUGUAUGUGAAGAGAUGCCGCCAUAUCCGCCUCGUGUCAGUGCUCUUCUUGGUCGGCUCAACAGAAAACAUGGCGACACAGAAGACAAACGCACAUGGGUUCACGGAGGUAAGGAGGCAAAUUUAGACCGAGAGGCUGUCCAAAAGAAAUCGACACUAUUCCCUGAUACCAAUGGCCAUGAGUCUUCCCACCAAGCUCCUGCAACCCCAGAUAGGCACGAAGUCCUGGACUCGCUAGCCGGCUUGGACUUGAGCAGACCUUCGGCUAGCUUAGAUGAUCUCUCAGCUCCUCAUGUAGCCAGCGGUCCAAGCGUGGAACGAUGGUUCGACAAACUUGUGUGUAAUGCCGAGGGGGUCCUCUAUGAAGAUGUCCAGGUCCAAAUCGGGGUAAAGUCUCGCUAUCAGGGUCACCUUGGGCAGCUCGCCAUCUAUAUCGGUAACAAGGUGCCCACUGCUCUAACAUCCUUCACUACCACCAUACAAAUCAGUGACCCAACCGCUUUGUCUGUAACAUUUGCUAAGAUUCCGCCGAAUACCAUUGCGCCGCGCACGCAGACCCAGCAGCUUCUGCAUGUUGAAUGCAAAAAAGUGUUCUCUGUACCCCCAAUCCUCACCAUCUCAUUCUUGGCAGGAUCCCACCAAACCAUCGCUGUCCGUCUCCCCAUCGUUAUAACGAAAUUCAUCGAGAACGUCAGCUUGACGCAGAUAGAUUUUUUCGAGCGCUGGAGACUCAUAGGCGGACCUCCUCGAGAAGCCCAGGUCGUAUUUUCCAUCGACUUGACCAGUUCUGGUCAACUGGAUCUGGUCAAAAAUAAUAGGGUAGUAGCAGGGCACAAUCUAAACGUGCUGGAUGAUAUAGAUCCGAAUCAAAACAACAUUGUGGCGGCGGGUGUAUUGCAUACUUCCGUGGAUGGCAAGGUUGGGUGUUUACUGCGUUUGGAGCCAAAUCAGGAUGCCAAACUUUGUCGGUUGACAAUACGCAGUACUGAUGAAGAGGUAGCCGCAGAGGUUCUGAAAUUGAUUCAGAAACCACUGAAGUCUGGGUCGUAG